Molecule: messenger RNA, 2267 nt
Organism: Corylus avellana
Lineage: Eukaryota; Viridiplantae; Streptophyta; Magnoliopsida; Fagales; Betulaceae
Product: sphere organelles protein-like protein
Biological process (GO): spliceosomal snRNP assembly
Cellular component (GO): Cajal body
Molecular function (GO): U1 snRNA binding; U2 snRNA binding
Source: RefSeq, a predicted model, not a curated record
AAGGUUUAGAGCAGAGGCAGCAUGAAAGCCUCUGAGGGUUUAAGAAACUUGGAUCUUGCGCUUUCAGAGAGCUUCGAUGGAGAGCGUGAGGGUUCGUUUGGAGUUCAAGCGCAGAGGCGUUCUGGCCGAAUCACAGUUGACGGAGGGACUUAGGCGAACCUGGCUUCUCCUCAAACCGGAAAUUGAGUGCAUCUCCGACCUCGCCGCCUAUCUCCUUCACACCUUCAACCUCCAAGAAUCUUGCCCUAAUGGCCUCGUCCUAUCCAUGGAUGGCUUUGUGUUACCGCCUUUCGAGUCAACGUGUAUUUUAAAGGAUAAAGAUAUCAUUUGUGUGAGAAGGAAAGGGGACACAGCGGUUGAUACUAUCAAGGCAGGUGAAGGGUUGGAUUCUCUUGGGGAAAAAGAAAAUGCGGAGAAGCAACUUGUGCUUAAAGGUGUGAAGCUUUUGGCAAAUGAGGAGUUUGAAAAGGAAUGUGGUGAAUAUGCUGAUGAUGUACAGGAAUGCACGGUUUCCAGGAAAAGAAAGGCAUCAGAGAAGCUUCUGAGCUCAAAGAGGAAGAAAAAUAAGGUUGUUACUACUCACAAAUGUCUAGUUGUUACUGAAGAUGAUCAGAACGAUGUCCACGUAAAGGAGAAUGGAGGCCUUCAUCAUCGUAGAGUUUCCCCCAAAAAGAGUGUCAGGAAGCACAAGUCAUCCAAAUUAUCAAGUGAACGGGAUGAGUUGAGUGCUCUGGAAAGUGAUGAAAUAAGUAAUGACACCACUAAAUCUACACCCCAUGCGAAGAGGUUUUGCCAACUUCAAGAAAAUGGCGAAGAAAGUGUUGAUGUAUCUCAUAAGCCUGGUGAAACUAAAAAGAUCCCUAGUAGAAGUGCUCGACGUAAAAAGGCAAAAAGGCGAUGGUUGAGGGAACAAGUCAAAGUUGAGAAGAAAAAGCUACUUCAGGGGCACACACUCAAAAAAGAUGAUGAGCAGUCACCUGUCAAAGGUAAUCAGAAGGUUUUUGAAGAACAUCAACAACCUGAUGAAAAUAGUGAUGAAGAGGAUGACAUUGUCCCUGUAGUAAUUAAGCCAGGACACAUUCGCUUUGAGCGCCUUGGUAAAGUGGAUGCAGAUAGGGCCAUCCAGCAAAAUCAAAUUCCUACGGAGAAUUUGCAGUGGCAUGGAAUAACCAGCAAAAAGAAGGGUCAAAAAUGGGGUAUUGAGAAAGUUGCUUCUUACAAAAGGAAUGAGUGGACGAGUUUAAAUCAAGAGAGUUCUGAAAUGCUGGCUACUGAAAUAGAGACAAUUGCAAACAAUCCCAUAGACUUUGAUAAGCUUACACCUUAUACUAGCGUUCCUAAGAAAGGUGACGUAGUAGCAUAUCGUUUGAUUGAGUUAUCAUCAUCAUGGACCCCAGAGCUUUCCGCCUUCCGAGUAGGAAAAAUAUCACACUAUGACCCUGUAUCCAAUAGGAUUAAGCUGGUAACAGUUCCAGAAUAUCCUAUUGAUUUUGAGAAGAUAGCUGAGGAGCAAUCUGCAGCACAAGCCGAUACAUCCCUUUAUGGGGAAGAUGGGUCUUUAAAGAUAAAUUAUUCGUCACUUCUUCAUAUCCGCAUUGUCAAACAUGGCAACUUGGAUUCUUCAGCAAAACCAGUCACCGGUGGGGUUAAUGAAGUUCCUGUGGAUAAUGGAACUGCCUUAUCAGGUUUCAGCAUCAGCAAUAACAAUAAAGAGACCCCUGCCCCUGCACGAGAAAAUGGAGAAGUAAAUGCGUGGGAUGAAAUCAGCGAGGCUUUGAAUGCAAAGAAGUCCCAGCUCUCUCAGGAGGAUGGCUGGAGUAAGGAAGAGAGUUCAGGCAAGAGGGAGUGGUCGUAUAGGGCAAUGAGAGGCAGUGCACUGGGUCCAACAAUGGCACUUCUAAGAGCACAAAAUGAACUAUGAUAAGUGCCAUCAGCUGUAGGGCAAUUAUCUGCUGUUUUCCUGUCAAUGAGAUUCACCUCUCCAUGGUUUGGGAGAUUUUGACAAAUGUAAAAGAAUACCAUAAUCGGUUUAAUGUAAUUAAAGGCCACAAGGUCUAUCAAAGGCUUAGUUUUUUGUAUAGAGAGGUGGUCAAUUUUACCUGUCAUAUUGAAGGGGUAGGUAAAUUGUCUCAAGUAGAAGUAGGCUUGUGGAAAUUUUCUUACAUCGAUCUCUCCUUCUCGGCUUUUGUUAGACCUAUUAGACCUGAGUUGGCCCAGGAAGUGUGUAAAUAUGAUGGAACUGUGGCGUAGGGAGCUUAGCUGAUUUA